AUGACGCGUCGAAUUGAGAUCGUCGUCAACCCGGCUUCGGGGUCCAAACUGGCCCUGUCGUUGGCCGAGCAACACGUCCAACCCCUCCUAAUCUCUUCCCUGGGAUCGGUAUCCUCCGACGGCGUUCGAAUCCGGCAAACAGAGAGCGUGGCUGACGGGGUGAGGAUCGGCGUCGAGAUCGCAUGUGAAUGGCUUGGAUCCGCCUCGGACGAAGAGCACUCCGUUCUGGACUUGGUGUUGAUCGGAGGGGAUGGGACGACACACGAGGUGUUGAAUGGACUGUAUCUCUCACAACUGGAUGGUGAGAAAGCAUCGCAGCGAAGUGCAAAGGCGACACUCAGUGUCAGGCUGGCCAUUGUUCCUGGAGGCACGGCCAAUGCGCUAUACUCCGGCAUGUACCCGCACGACUGGACACAAGAAGUCCAAUAUCAAGUAGCCACCGCUUCAUCGACGGGCGAUCUUUCAACCGACGUAGUAGAUGUAAUGCUCAAAAGCGUCCGCUCGCUAGCCUCCUCGAUCUCAUCGAAAGGAGAACGAUUGGCGGCACUCCCGCUGAUUCUCAACCAUCUCGAAGGCGGCGAGGCCGAGGAAUUGUUGGUCAGCCAUCUCGUUACGUCGCACGCACUGCAUGCUGCGAUACUGCACGAUGCGGAUACGCCAGAGAUGCGGGCGCAGCACAAAGGAAUCGAGCGAUUCAAAGCGGCGGCUCAGAUGAAUGCGACUCGGUGGACACACGGGCGUCUUUCUUUGCACACUCGUAAAGAUGGUGGCGUGCAGCGCUACUCUCCCCCCACACGCGGCUUCGAACCCGUAGACGAUACAGAGAUGGAAGGUCCUUUCCUGUACCUCAACGCGAUGGUGACGGAUCGUCUCGAAUCCGCCUUCAUUCCUGCUCCUCUAUCCUCCGCCUUCGCUACAUCCAACAGCCUACCCCUAUCCGCCAUCGACGUCGUCGUUAUACGACCACGACGCGAUCCAUCCCUCUCCGCCGAUGUGGUAGCGAACGAGGCACAAGCAGGCAUUCAAUUCGCCACCACUCGACUAGGCGAGAUCACAACGGGCAUGUACAGCAAAGGAGCACACAUCGAUCUCACUUUCGAAGGAGGACAAGAACCGGUGGUCGAGUACUUUCGUUGUUCGGGGUAUACUUUUACGCCCCAAAGUGGAGAGGGAGAGGAGAAGGGCAGACUGGUAUGCACCGAUGGGUUCAUUUCGUCUGCUGCGAGAACUACGGUGUCGAGAUGGACUGGCAAGGAAGAGGAGGAGGAGGAGGCGGCGGCGGCGGGAGGCAAGCGCGUCCGGAAGGGUAUAGCUGCUCCUCUCGUUUGGCUCUGA
Molecule: messenger RNA, 1335 nt
Organism: Sporisorium graminicola
Lineage: Eukaryota; Fungi; Basidiomycota; Ustilaginomycetes; Ustilaginales; Ustilaginaceae
Exons: 1
Coding region: 1-1335 (444 amino acids)
Molecular function (GO): kinase activity
Source: RefSeq, a predicted model, not a curated record